AUGAAUCAGAGAACUGGGAGGCCGAUUUCACGUUCUGGUGAGGACGUAGUAAGGGGACUCUGGGCCGAGGAUGAUCUCUCCAGUCCUGGAGUUUCUACUACCCCAGAGCGCUGCACUGCUACCCCUCGUCUCCGUACGACUUUGGCAAUGCUUCCUCAGCUUUCAGGGUCACGACUUGAGGUCUCGUCGAACCAGCAGCUGGUAGUGACGUCAAUGCCGCCUGAUGGAGCCGACGAGAAUGGGAAGACGUUGUUGAACGUGGUGAUGAGUGGAGCAGCCUGCCCUGGACAGUUGGGGGAUAGCCUGUUUGAGAUGGAUGGACGGGAUGAAUUGGUGGAUGGUUCGGCAGGACAAGUAUUCGUUAGUGAGAAAUUGGCGGGCGUCACAAGGCACGGGACAAGAAGUGCGAGGUAUUAUGUGUGCUGCAAGAGUGGUGCUGUUACCAAAUGA
Molecule: messenger RNA, 450 nt
Organism: Fusarium fujikuroi IMI 58289
Lineage: Eukaryota; Fungi; Ascomycota; Sordariomycetes; Hypocreales; Nectriaceae
Exons: 2
Coding region: 1-450 (149 amino acids)
Source: RefSeq, a predicted model, not a curated record